Messenger RNA from Protobothrops mucrosquamatus (brown spotted pit viper), 1516 nucleotides. RefSeq names its product solute carrier family 35 member D1 (gene SLC35D1). Gene Ontology annotation, molecular function: antiporter activity; GDP-fucose transmembrane transporter activity. Gene Ontology annotation, cellular component: Golgi apparatus. The transcript is spliced from 12 exons. The coding region runs from base 1 to 978 and encodes 325 amino acids. NCBI's taxonomy places the organism in Eukaryota, Metazoa, Chordata, Lepidosauria, Squamata, Viperidae. The record is from RefSeq and is a predicted model, not a curated record.
AUGGCGGCGGCCUCGAGCCUCUCCGGCUGCCUCAAGCUGCUGGCCGCUGCCUUCUACGGCUUCAGCUCAUUCCUCAUCGUGAUCGUCAACAAGAGCGUCCUCACCAGCUAUGGAUUUCCUUCCUCGCUCUGUGUGGGACUAGGCCAGAUGCUGGCCACCGUAGUUGUCCUUUGGGUGGGAAAGGCACUCAGGGUAGUCAAGUUUCCAGAUUUUGAUAGACAUAUACCUCGAAAGACUUUUCCACUACCUCUUCUCUAUUUUGGGAACCAAAUCACAGGACUGUUCAGCACAAAGAAAUUGAAUCUGCCAAUGUUUACAGUCCUGAGACGGUUUUCCAUUCUGUUUACAAUGUUUGCAGAAGGAAUCUUACUCAAGAAAAAAUUUUCUUGGGGAAUUCGGAUGACAGUAUUUGCAAUGAUAAUUGGUGCAUUUGUAGCUGCAAGUUCUGAUUUGGCAUUUGAUCUAGAAGGUUACAUUUUUAUCUUGAUCAAUGAUGUCUUGACAGCUGCAAAUGGUGCCUAUGUGAAACAGAAGCUAGAUUCAAAGGAGCUGGGAAAAUAUGGUCUCCUUUAUUACAAUGCACUAUUCAUGAUUCUUCCUACUUUGGGCAUUGCCUACUUUACAGGAGAUGCACAAAAGGCAAUGGAAUAUAAAGGUUGGGCAGAUACCCUUUUCCUUGCACAAUUUACACUCUCCUGUGUGAUGGGGUUUAUUCUGAUGUAUUCAACAGUACUUUGCACUCAGUAUAACUCUGCCCUUACAACUACAAUCGUUGGUUGUAUUAAGAAUAUACUAAUAACUUACAUAGGAAUGGUCUUUGGAGGAGAUUAUAUUUUCACAUGGACAAAUUUUGUAGGAUUAAAUAUUAGUAUUGCUGGAAGCCUCGUAUAUUCCUACAUCACUUUUACAGAAGAGCAAAUAAGUAAACAGUCUGAAGCUAGCAUCAAGAUGGACAUUAAAGGAAAAAGCUCUGUAUGACAAAAGGCAUACUUACCAGAGUAACUCUCACUUUUUAACAAGAGGUGUUGACAAAUCAGUGUAGUGUGCAGUCUCUGAAUAGAAAUGGCUACUUUGUAUUUGCACAAUCUGAAGAUUGCUACCUUUGGAAUCAUUUAUUUAUACUGGACUGCACAUACGAUGUAUAGAUUGCAUUUAGUCUGCAAGGAAUUAUGUAUGUAGUGAAACAGGAGUAAUAAUGUCAAAUGCAGCACAAGUGUUGCUGGUCAGGAUUGGGCGCAGCAAGAAAAUGCAUCAUUGAAACCAAACAAGCCUAUUGUUCAAACUCUCAUGGCUUUGGCUUGAACUCUCCAACUCUUAACUGCAUUUUCCUUGAAGUCAUGCAAUCUGUAUGAAUGAAAUGUAUUUCCUACAUCUCGCUGCAUGAAGCUGUGUAUAAAUGAUGAUGAUAAGAUAUUCUGAGCUGCAGUUUGUGGGGAAGGUAGAUUUAUAUUCACAAUCAACAGAAAUGUUACCCAUACAAAUUUGGGACUUCUCAAUGUCCCAUCUAUUUUUUCCC